AUGUCGUCGACCACCCCGACCAUCAACAAGACAACUUCCAUCAACCAAAACUUAUUGACUCAAUUCGUCAAAACCAAAAAGAGUAAACAUUCGAAAGAAGUCAUGAUUCACCAAUCAAGGGCGACGCCGCCGCCAGAUGACUUCGUGCUCUUUCCACAAGAGGUAAUUAAGGAGAAGCAUUCGAGUAUCAGAGCUGCCAAAUCAUGCCAACCUACCGCAACAAAAAGCGCAAAAAGUUCGUCGUCACCGAUGCCUCGACAUCACGUCAUUGAGCCCAAGUCAGCCACAGCUUCACGGCGAGAAGCUCGCAGGCCCUCGAGACGACCAGUAUGCUUGGAACAUAUGUCGACAGUCAAUUGUACUGUCGACUGCGCCAACGCCAAGCCACUGGCGCAUCUGAAGAUGCCGCCUAAGGCGCCAUCACCACCGCGCCUGCCCACGCCUGAUCUAUCUGACCUUGAGGACGAUGAUCUCUGGUCUUGCUGUGGAUCGUCUUGGUCUUCUUUGAGUAAGGAGAGUAUUCGCUGCAACCGUAACGCUGACAUCAUGUGGGAUGAAAUGGAAGGGAAGCUGACGAAAGGAAAGGCAUGGCAGAGUAGAAGCAGCAGUGAUGCGAGAAAAGCGGCACUCAAAAGAGAUUGCUGA
This is a messenger RNA of Letharia columbiana, 645 nucleotides long. RefSeq lists its product as uncharacterized. The record is from RefSeq and is a predicted model, not a curated record. The coding region runs from base 1 to 645 and encodes 214 amino acids. The transcript is spliced from 2 exons. Lineage: Eukaryota; Fungi; Ascomycota; Lecanoromycetes; Lecanorales; Parmeliaceae.